This is a messenger RNA of Cicer arietinum (chickpea), 1554 nucleotides long. RefSeq names its product iron-sulfur protein required for NADH dehydrogenase, mitochondrial. Gene Ontology annotation, molecular function: 4 iron, 4 sulfur cluster binding; ATP binding; ATP-dependent FeS chaperone activity. Gene Ontology annotation, biological process: mitochondrial respiratory chain complex I assembly; iron-sulfur cluster assembly. Gene Ontology annotation, cellular component: mitochondrion. NCBI's taxonomy places the organism in Eukaryota, Viridiplantae, Streptophyta, Magnoliopsida, Fabales, Fabaceae. The record is from RefSeq and is a predicted model, not a curated record.
UUCUAUUCCAAACACACUGUAAGUAAAAUACUCAUAAUUCUCACUUUUCUUACCUCUUUCUUUCUUUCUUUCCAUUUUCACACUCAAACCAAACAAAAGUGAAACUUCUAUCCGAUUUCAGUAAUUAUUUUGUUUUUAUCGUUGAAUGUAAUCGUAAUUCGUAACCCAUGCCAAAUGUUGACUUAAUUUGUUUGAACUUGAGUUCCCCAAAUUCGACCUAAUCAAGCUCAAAGACAGUAUACAUUUAUAUAUUCAAAUUGAAACUGGAAUCAUACACAAAACAGUGACAAAAACUCCGACGAAACACCGUUAGGGAUCACAGAGCGUUCUAACAUCACUGAACAUCGUGUUUGAGGGUAGAAAUUGAUGAGGCCGAGGUGGUUGGGAAGUGUUAGGAGCUAUGCAAAGCAUCUUCGCAUUGAUGGGGUGAAGAAUACCAUAGCUAUUGCCUCUGGUAAAGGUGGUGUUGGCAAGUCCACAACUGCUGUGAAUUUAGCUGUUGCGCUUGCAAGUAAGUGCCAAUUGAAGGUUGGUUUACUUGAUGCUGAUGUAUAUGGACCCAACAUUCCCAUCAUGAUGAACAUUAACACAAAGCCUCAAGUCACUCUAGAUAAGAAAAUGAUUCCCAUUGAUAAUCAUGGGAUCAAGUGUAUGUCAAUUGGGUUCCUUGUGGAGAAGGAUGCUCCAAUUGUUUGGAGAGGUCCCAUGGUAUCAAAUGCUCUUGAGAAAAUGACAAGGGGAGUUGAUUGGGGUCACCUUGACAUUCUUGUGAUAGAUAUGCCUCCUGGCACUGGUGAUGUCCAGAUAUCUAUGUCUCAGAAUCUGCAAUUAUCAGGUGCAGUGAUUGUUUCAACUCCUCAAGAUGUAGCCUUAAUGGAUGCGAGGAGGGGAGUACAAAUGUUCAAUAAAGUUGAUAUUCCGAUUUUGGGAGUUAUAGAGAAUAUGAGCUGCUUUAAGUGUCCACAUUGUGGCGAACUUUCACAUAUAUUUGGUAAAGGAGGGGCUCAUGCGACAGCUGAUGAAAUGGGAUUACAAUUUUUGGGCGAGAUACCACUGGAAGUGGAGAUCAGGGAAGCUUGUGAUCAAGGGCACCCAAUAGUGUUGGCCGCGCCUGAUUCAGUAGUUUCCAGAGCAUAUGGUAAUAUUGCCGAAAAAGUUGUUCGGAAACUCAAGGAGCAACCAUUUCAACCAGAGAUUAUACUAUGAAAUGCUUCGCUUUACCAUGAUAACUCCCCAGUCCGUGAGCAAGAAAAGAAGACCGAGCUGGCUUCCCCUAUGCUAUUUAAACCGGGGUUUGACUACUUCUAAAUUUGGUUAAAUUGUGGUUUGAGAUGCAGGCCUGACAAAUGAUUUUUAGAAUUGUAGAUUCAAGUAUCUUCAAUUUUGUUUAAUAAGCAGUUGGGUGGUUCUUUGACGUCGCACAUACGCUGUCAAAUUAGAAGUUUAAUUAAACUUCAACAUUGAUGUUACAUUUGGAAUUGGUGCUUCCAGCAGUGUUUUGCUAUGCCAUUUUUAAGUUAAAAGAGUCUUUAUUACGGAAGGCUGUUACAUAAA